GACGAUCAGAAGCCUCCAAAUGAUCCGGACGAGGAUGCAGCUGCGAGAAUGCGUCUCAAGCGAAAACUGCAACGAAACCGUACGUCUUUCAGCCAAGAGCAGAUUGAAGCUCUUGAGAAAGGUGAAUCAAAUCAAAUUUUUGGACUUGUUUGGUUUUCAAAUCGCCGAGCAAAAUGGAGGCGGGAAGAGAAGCUACGCAACAAACGACCAGGUGGACUUAUGGAUACUUCCAUGUCGAAUGGCACACCUACACCAACGGGUUCGGGUCCCGGAAGUGCUAUCGACGGUUCCCCAGCACCACCACCGAAUCGUUUUCCACCGAAUCCGACUGCAGUUAGCACAAGCUUCGUACCAUCUGCGGGUCAAAUGUAUACCGGUUUAGCACCUCAGGCCAUGGACCCAUACGCGUGA
This is a messenger RNA of Strongylus vulgaris, 411 nucleotides long. The record is from the annotation of a GenBank genome assembly. Lineage: Eukaryota; Metazoa; Nematoda; Chromadorea; Rhabditida; Strongylidae.